Aspergillus oryzae RIB40 is the source of this 888-nucleotide messenger RNA. RefSeq lists its product as uncharacterized. The transcript has 3 exons. The coding region runs from base 1 to 888 and encodes 295 amino acids. The record is from RefSeq and is a predicted model, not a curated record. NCBI's taxonomy places the organism in Eukaryota, Fungi, Ascomycota, Eurotiomycetes, Eurotiales, Aspergillaceae.
AUGGCCCCCGGGAGACGAAAGACUACAGAGAGAUGGUCGAUGUAUCAAGAGCUUCACGAUGAUGUGUCACGAUUACUAGCAGAUACAGAUCUGAAUUUUGAUUUUCACGACAGUGACGAUGAUAUCAAUUGCACAAAAAUGCGCAACACUAAUAUUAUGGGCCAUUUCACAUGUUACAACUCCGGGUGCAGAUUCAAGGGAUGGGCCAGCAGAAAGAUUGCCAUCACGAUACGUCUAUACCCUGGGCAGAAAUAUAACGCAAGAGUAUACCAUCAGCGCUGCAAGUUCUGUAAUAGUCUCAGUCAGCCAGUUCUGGACGAGUCAUAUGCGGAACGAGUCACCUACUGGAUUAAACAAUGGAACGGGGUUCAGGUGGAGAAGCCUCCCAUAUCUGGCGUUAGCAAGGGUCCACACAACAGGCAACUGUGUGAAGGGUGUAAAGCUGGGCGUUGUACUGAGUCAGGCGAUGACUGGCUUAUGCAACUACAGAGCAAACCCUGGCCGUUCGGACAUGGGAAAUUUUACGCGGUUGCAGGUGGCAGGACUACAGAGGUCUUCACCGAUUGGGAGAAUGCAAAAAAAUCCAUUAACGGGACCAACGCCUGCCAAGAGCGUUUCCGGACCCAACAAGAGGCUGAACAGUUCAUUGAGGCAUGGAAAGACGCCUAUGCUGACGUAUGGCGAAGGGAGAUUCGACAGGCGUUGGACAAAGGGUGGAAACCAAAAGACAUGAAAUUCGAUGCUGGGUUAUUCUUGGACAGAGGCACAAACAAUGGGACGACAAAAGAGGAUACUGAGGAAAAGAAAGAGCAGAGCAGCAGAGGAGCCGAUGAUGACCAUGAACUCUCAAAGCUUGAAGGAUUAGCUAUUAAGGAAGAGUCACAGUGA